Molecule: messenger RNA, 2623 nt
Organism: Zonotrichia leucophrys gambelii
Lineage: Eukaryota; Metazoa; Chordata; Aves; Passeriformes; Passerellidae
Gene: RAB14
Product: RAB14, member RAS oncogene family
Exons: 8
Coding region: 219-866 (215 amino acids)
Biological process (GO): phagosome maturation; endocytic recycling; defense response to bacterium
Cellular component (GO): phagocytic vesicle; trans-Golgi network; Golgi apparatus
Molecular function (GO): GTP binding; GTPase activity
Source: RefSeq, a predicted model, not a curated record
CUCUUUGUGCGGCCCCGGCGCCCGUCGAGAGUGGGAGGGGAAACCCCGUGCGAGGGGCGCCGCCAUCUUGGCUGCGGGGGUGAUGGGGGCGCAGCGGAGCCGCGUCUGAGGCAGCGGAGCGAGCCCGGACCGAGCCGAGCCACACAGCCCGCGGGGCACCGGGCACCGCCCGCACAGCCGCGCUGCACAGCUCCCUGAGCCCCGAGCACAGUGCCACAAUGGCAACUGCACCUUACAACUAUUCCUACAUCUUUAAGUACAUCAUUAUUGGGGACAUGGGUGUAGGAAAGUCCUGUUUGCUUCAUCAAUUCACAGAAAAGAAGUUUAUGGCAGACUGUCCCCACACAAUCGGUGUUGAAUUUGGCACAAGAAUAAUUGAAGUUAGUGGCCAAAAAAUUAAACUACAGAUUUGGGAUACAGCAGGACAAGAGAGAUUCAGGGCUGUCACACGAAGCUACUACAGAGGAGCAGCAGGAGCUCUCAUGGUCUACGACAUCACCAGAAGAAGUACAUAUAAUCACUUAAGCAGCUGGCUGACAGAUGCAAGGAACCUCACCAAUCCAAAUACUGUGAUAAUCCUCAUAGGAAACAAAGCAGACCUGGAAGCACAGAGGGAUGUUACAUAUGAAGAAGCCAAACAAUUUGCUGAAGAAAAUGGUUUAUUGUUCCUUGAAGCAAGUGCAAAAACUGGAGAGAACGUGGAGGACGCGUUCCUGGAGGCUGCCAAGAAAAUCUACCAGAACAUCCAAGACGGGAGCCUGGACCUGAACGCGGCCGAGUCGGGCGUGCAGCACAAACCGUCAGCCCCGCAGGGCGGGCGGCUAACGAGCGAACCCCAGCCCCAGAGAGAAGGCUGUGGCUGCUAGUGACCCCUCCGUGCUCCUCCUGACCCCUCACCUCUGGCUCUAGGGAGUGGUGCUUUUUUGACCGCUUCCCCAUCUUCUGUACAUCUUACCGGGUUUAAUUCAAACUCUGAGACAAGUUUAACACAGUACUAAACUGCUAAACAACUUUAGAUGUAAUCAGGUUAUCAAAGGCAAGUAGAGUAAUAAAACCUCUCCUGCAUGGUAAAUCUAGAAGUUUUUUUUUUUCCUUGAUUGUCCUUGUGAUAGUGUCACCGAUACAUAAUUUAAACUGAGCACUGAUGCUGGACUCCUGAUUUUACACUUUUGCAGGGCUUUGUCUUGUAUGGUUUAUUUUAUGGUUCUUUGGCCUUUCUUCCCCACCUCUAACUGUUCGAGCUGUCAGUAGUAAAGGAUAAGUUUUUGCUGUGAAAUGACUUCUGAUGGUAGCGAGGGGCUCUGUAAUGAUGUGCUUUUGUUGGAAGAAUUCCCUGUGGGAUGUGCUGGGGUCGGGGUGGCGCAGGGAAGCGAUCUGUUCAUUCUUGUGCUCAAUAGCUUUAUGUCAUUCUUUUGCCACUUUUAUCCUUUACCUUUGUUAACAGAACGUAAAUAUGUAUAAAAUUUGAAGGAACUGAGCUAACAGUUAAAUACAUCCUGUGUAUAUGAUUUUAAUGAAGAAAACGAUGCCUGGCAUUAGAGCAGUGUGUAAGAACCCCCCGUUUGUACAGUGUGAGCUCUCUGCGCCCCCGUGGCAGCACAGCCCAGCUGCUGGGUGUCACCUGCAGGGUCCCCACGGUGCUGGGGACACAGACACUAACACUGGUGGGGUGUGGCUCUCGUUGUGCCCUGUGCAAUGCUCCCUGUGCACUCAGCAGUGCUCUGCCUGCUUCUCUUUGGCGUUCUCGGGCUUCAGCCGUGGCCGGGCUCUCGCACACCUCCCGCUUUUGUACCUGUAACUUUGGGACUGGGCAGAGGCUGAACUGGACAGUUGGAACAACGUGUGCUCUCUAGGGAUUUUUAACUACUCUUGUAUUUUUUAACAGUGCUGUGUGAGGGGUUUUUUUUUAAGGGUUUUGCUUCAAGCUUUCAAGUCCAUCCUUCCUGGGGUGCCACAGCCUGGCCUGUGUGAGGGGGUGUCACGUGGUGACCCUGCCUGGGGGGGUGUUGCUGCACUCCUGUGGGGUUUUACUGUGGCUCCUUGUGCAGCUUCACUUGGAAAAUAUCACAAGGUUUUAAAAUGGAAGGGGGUAGGUGCUUAACCACAAUCCUGUGUCCCACUUCAGGCUUACUGCAGCGUUUCAAAUACAAAGUAGUCUGAAAAUCCCUCCCUAGACACUAAAACUCUACAAUGUUCAGACUUGUAAGUAACCAGUGGUACCAGAGUAUUGUACAGUCAAUGUUAAAUAAAAGCCAAAACUGGAAUGUGCAGACAAUAGGAUUUGGGUAACUCGUGUGCUGUCCCUUUGUUUGUCUGGUUAGUCCAUUUUUAACUCCUGUUCCUCAGUAGAUGGGUAUGUUCAAGAUCUCCAGCUCCUGCAUCCUGCUUAACCCAAGGCUGCACCAGGGUUUGCCCAGGGACCACGACCUGCUGCUGAUGUGAAGUCAGUGUUGUAAUGACUACAGCUUGUUGAGGUGCAAUACCUGUACUCCCAGAGUAAGUUACAGUAGGUCUCAUUGUUUCUGUCACAGAAAGGAUCUGUUUGGACUGCUGUACUCCUCAUUUGAUGUAACAAUGCUAUUAAUCUAAAUAUUUGUAAAUAAAGUACCUGUAUCUAGAUAAA